ACUGUGUGUGUGUGCGAAUAUAUGUGGAUUACCCCACACACCGGGUGAACAUGAACUACGCAGUGACGUCAUGAGAGCGUCAGCUAAUGAUUGGUCAAUUCACAGCUGUUGUGAUCAUGUGAUGCAGAAAGAUGGCUGCCAGAGAAAGAAGCGAAGAUAGUCUGGACCACAUCCUGGAGCCGUUGUGUUUACCGGAGCCAGCAGCAGAUGCAUGUUCUGAUGCUCCAAGUCCACAUUGUCCACAGUCGCUGGCAUGUCUCUUCUGCUCAGAAUCGCUUCCUGGGACGCAGAAGGACGGCCUUCUCAAACACCUGGUGCUGGAGCACAAGUUGGUCAUUGCCGAUGUGAAACUCAUCGCCGACCUCCCAAAGUACCUGCUGUACUGGAAAGGUAGAUUUUUGGAGCAGCCCAUCACUGAUUUCUGCAGCGUGAUAAAGACCAACUCCACCGGGCCCAUUGAACAACAGGAGCACUACUUCCUGCUGUGUGACGUCCUUCCGGAAGACCGAAACCUGCGAGAGAAGCUGCAGCAGAAACGACUGGUGGAGGUCCUGGAGCAGCAGCAGAAGGAGCGAGAAGACUGCAGCUUCCGUCGCGUCUGCAUGUUCUGCAAUGACGAGUUCACCGGAAACAGGUCGUCGCUGCUCAACCACAUGGCCAGAGAACACGCCUUCAGCAUCGGGCUGCCCGACAACAUCGUGUACUGCGACGAGCUGCUGGACACAUUGCAGAGCAAAGUGGACAACCUGCAGUGUUUGUACUGUGAGAAAACCUUCCGAGACAAAGUCACGCUGAAGGACCACAUGAGGAAAAAAGCUCAUCGCCGCAUCAACUGCAACAACCAGCAGUAUGACCGUUUCUAUGUCAUCAACUAUCUGGAACUCGGGAAGACCUGGGAGCAAGUGCAGAGCGAGGACGACCGUGAGCUCGUGGAUGACGAAGACGACGACUGGUCCGACUGGCGGUCUCAUCCGGUCUCGGUUGUGUGUUUGUUCUGCGCCCAUCAGUCAGAGACCAUGCAGCAGAUAUGCGCCCACAUGAAGGAAGUACACAGCUUUGAUCUCCAUCAGCUGAGGACUCAGCUCAACCUCGGGUUCUACCAGCAGGUCAAACUAGUCAACUUCAUCCGCCGGCAGAUCCACCAGAACCGCUGCUACGCCUGUCAGGGCAAGUUCCAGUCCAGAGGCGACGUGUUGCGCCACAUCGUGGACGAAGGUCACGUGAUGGAUCUGCCGCCCGUGUCGGCGUGGAACCAACCACAGUACUACUUCCCCACCUACGAGAACGACGCCCUCCUGUGCACGUUAUGCGACAGCGACGGCGAUCAAAGUGAAGAAAACAAUCAGGACGACGGCGUUCCUGUCAUCGCUGAGGACGACUUGGAGCUGAGGCGUGCGAAGGAGAAGAGCGUCCUCAGUCAGCUGCUCAAGAACACGACUACGUCACACUAGAUCAGAGGUGUCUGACAAUCUGAUUGCUGCAAAUUCGACGCCAUCUUAUGGACAAUGAAUGUGAGUAAAUCAGCUCAAUGACCAUGAAUUGUGGUUUGAAGUGUACAUAGCACACAGCAUUUACUUCUAUGACCCAACCUCAUAAUAUUGUUAGAAAAUUGCCUAUGCAAAAGUGUCUCUUAACUAAAUAUUCAGACACAGUGUGGCUGUUCAAAUCGUGUGUAAGGAUACAGUGGCCAAAAUAUUAAAUAUACUUGUUAAAUAAAA
Molecule: messenger RNA, 1718 nt
Organism: Nerophis lumbriciformis (worm pipefish)
Lineage: Eukaryota; Metazoa; Chordata; Actinopteri; Syngnathiformes; Syngnathidae
Gene: znf277
Product: zinc finger protein 277
Source: RefSeq, a predicted model, not a curated record